GCGGACAUUUUUUUUUUACUCUUUUCCGUAAAUUCUAGUUGAGUAGAAAAGGCCCUCAGACUUCUCUAAAUUUUCACAUCUUCCCCCUCCUACAAACCCUAGAUAGAAUCUUAACUUCGAUCAAUUUCGUUUGAUCAAUAAUCCGUCUAUUAACACUUGCAAUUUCAUCAACUUUGGUGAAACAAAUGACAUCUUUAUAAGAUUUGAUCCAAAUUAUAGCUGUGGAAUGGGCACAAGUAGAGUAUUACCCAUAAUUUUCACAUUAUUAAUUGUUUCAGUUACUUCAAACGCAAAAGUAUCUAAUUCCAGGAAGUUAGUUGAUUUGGCUCCAACACCAAGCACCAAUUCAUCUUCUCAACCGAUUUCUCCGUCAAAUGCUCCAGUCGAGAGUGAAAAGGAAGUCAAUGCCAGCACAGUUAAUGAUAAGAAGUCUGAAAUCGGAAAAGAUAAUCCUGAAAAUCCCAAGGUAAACAAUGAUCCACCGAAAACCAGCCCAGAGGAAGUAAAUUCAACUAUAGUCAAUGAUGGGAACUCACAAACUGAAAAACAAAAACCUAAAGAUCCUCAAGUAAGCAAUGAUGCACCUAAAGAUUCGAUGGACCAGAAUUCAACUCUAGUCAAUGAUGGAGGUUCAAAAGCUGAAAGUGAACAGCCUAAAGAUCCUCAAGGAAGCAAUGGUCCAACAAAGGUCGAUUCAAAGGAAUCAAAUUCCACUGAUGUGAAUGGUGGGAGCUCUAAAGCUGAAAAAGAGAAGCCUAAAGAUCCUCAGCCACAGGGAAGCAAUGACUCACCAAAACUGGCUCCGGAUGACUCUAAAAAUGAUAACAACGUGACUGCUGAAACUCCUCCACCUGUUGAGAAGAAGGAGAAUGAAGAAAAGAAGAACAUAGAUGACACAAUAAACUCGGAAGUGAACACCAAUGAGAGCUGUCAGGAGGCAACGAAACUGUGCAGGAUUGAACAAACACUGGUGGCAUGCAUUCGGAUGCCCCAGAAUGGAUCUACUGAGUUGUUCCUUGUGGUGCAAAAUGAAGGGGAAAAAAGAGUGAAAGUAAAUCUCAAUAUCCAACCUCCGCUAGAUGGUUCUCCACAAGGUUUUGAAAUACGCAAACAUCAAUCGGAAAAGAUCGAUAUUUCAUCAAUCUUGGGCAAAGGUGCUGAAAUAGUGCUGAAUGCUGGAGAUGGUAGGUGCAGGCUUCAAUUGGACCGACGUGUUUCUGUAGAGAACAUUCUGCAGCAGGUGUCUCUUUAUUCUAAGCGUGUGACCCCCAUCUAUGGUGCAUAUUUCAGUUUCCUUGUAGCCCUACUUUUUGGCGGGACAUGGGCUUGCUGCAAGCUAAGGAAGAAGAGAAAUCAAGAUGGAGUUCCAUAUCAGGAAUUAGAGAUGGGAAUGCCGGAAUCUACCUCAGCUGCAAAUUUUGUUGCAGCAGAUGGUUGGGAUCAGGAUUGGGAUGACGAUUGGGAUGAGGAGAAUGCAGUGAAGUCACCAGGUGGACGUAGCUACGGAAACAUCUCUGCUAAUGGCCUCACGUCUAGGUCAACUAAAAAGGACGGAUGGGAAAAUGACUGGGAUGAUUAGUUAUAGAAUAUCCAAGAAAUCCACGGAAGAGCUAAAUGUGUAAAGACCUUUUUGUAAUUUAAAUCUUCAGUUUUGUCUUUACAGAUGUGGAUAUUCUUUCUCUUAGCACAUUCUUUUGACAGUAGUUCUUUGGCUUAGCUACUACAGUAUGUUGUUACAUAUGUAUUUUCAUUGUUGGAGCGAUUUUUGUACACGAUGUUGAGUGAUCCUUUAAUUGAAGUGAAUAUAACAACUUAUACA
Messenger RNA from Lycium ferocissimum, 1819 nucleotides. RefSeq lists its product as uncharacterized. NCBI's taxonomy places the organism in Eukaryota, Viridiplantae, Streptophyta, Magnoliopsida, Solanales, Solanaceae. The transcript has 4 exons. The record is from RefSeq and is a predicted model, not a curated record. Bases 227 to 1579 code for a protein of 450 amino acids.